UCCAAGAGAUGGAGAUUCCCACGAGGACCCAGGGCCACUGCUCGAAGAGCCUCCUGCUGUCAGCCUUGAUCCUGGCACUCUGGGUGCCCCAAGGCUCCCAGGCAGCCCUGCGCAUCCAGAAGAUUCCAGAGCAGCCUCAGAAGAACCAGGACCUUCUCCUGUCUGUCCAGGGUGUCCCAGACACCUUCCAGGACAUCAACUGGUACCUGGGGGAGGAGGCCUAUGGAGGCACAAGGCUCUUCACCUACAUACCGGAGCUCCAGCGGCCACAGAGGGACGGCAGUGCCAUGAAGCAGCGGGACAUCGUGGGCUUCCCCAAUGGCUCCAUGCUGCUGCGGCGUGCCCAGCCCACAGACAGCGGCACCUACCAAGUAGCCAUCACCAUCAACCCUGCCUGGACCAUGAAGGCCAAGACCGAGGUCCAGGUGGCCGAGAAGCAUGAGGCCCUGCCCAGCGCACACCUGCCCAUGAAUGCGGGGACCGUGGCCGCCAUCAUCAUCGGCUCUCUGGCUGCGGGGGCCCUCCUCAUCGGCAGCAUCGCCUGUCUCCUGGUGACAAGAGGCUGGAAGGGCCAGAGCCACAGGAUGACGACCACAGAGAACUCUGCACGGGGCCCCAGUCACAACGCUGGUAACAAUAAUCCCUAUGAACUAAUGGCAUCUCCGGUCUUCCUGGUGUCUCCCCUCAGUGACAAGGGGUCCACGAACUCAGCUAAAGAAAAGAGAUUGGAAGGAAAUGGCGCAACAGAAAUAGCAUUUGUCUCUGGGGUGUGGAGGCCAGUGGCCCCUGCCCAUGCCCGCACCCCUGCAGCCCAGGCCGGAGAACCACCAGUACCAGGACCUGCUGAACCCAGACCCCGCCCCCUACUGCCAGCUGGUGCCAACCCUGAAGGAGCCCGGCCAGGCCAGCCUCAGACAAGGCCUCUGCCGCCCCUGGGGGCCUCGCACCGAACAGAAAAGACACCUCCGAGACCAGCAGGACGAGGCCAUCAGGGGCUGUGGGGCUGA
Microcebus murinus (gray mouse lemur) is the source of this 1007-nucleotide messenger RNA. RefSeq names its product CEA cell adhesion molecule 19 (gene CEACAM19). The record is from RefSeq and is a predicted model, not a curated record. NCBI's taxonomy places the organism in Eukaryota, Metazoa, Chordata, Mammalia, Primates, Cheirogaleidae.